Messenger RNA from Sander lucioperca (pikeperch), 12176 nucleotides. It is a transcript of the gene vps13c, whose product is annotated as vacuolar protein sorting 13 homolog C. The transcript has 88 exons. The coding region runs from base 124 to 11367 and encodes 3747 amino acids. NCBI's taxonomy places the organism in Eukaryota, Metazoa, Chordata, Actinopteri, Perciformes, Percidae. Gene Ontology annotation, biological process: mitochondrion organization; protein targeting to vacuole; protein retention in Golgi apparatus. The record is from RefSeq and is a predicted model, not a curated record. Gene Ontology annotation, cellular component: extrinsic component of membrane.
CAUUACAGUCAACGCGCAGACAGAACUAAUCGAUCGAACACACACACACAGCAGUCGAUCCCCGAGCAGAGAGCCUUCCUGACGGUAAACCCUACAGCAGGGUCCCACCCGGAGCUUUCAGCCAUGGUCUUCGAGUCUCUGGUCAGCGACCUGCUCAACAGGUUCAUCGGGGACUACGUGGAGAACCUGGACAAGUCCCAGCUCAAGAUCGGGAUCUGGGGGGGAAAUGUAGUUCUGGAGAACCUGAAGGUGAAGGAGAACGCGCUGAGCGAGUUCGAUGUUCCGUUCAAAGUGAAGGCGGGACAGAUCGGGAAGCUGACGUUAAAGAUCCCCUGGAAGAAUCUGUAUAACGACGCCGUGGUCGCCACGCUGGACGGCCUGUACCUGCUGGUCGUCCCCGGAGCCACGAUAAAGUACGAUGCAGCGAAGGAGGAGCGCUACCAGCAGGAGGCCAAGCAGAGGGAGCUGCAGCGCAUCGAGGAGGCCCUGCAGACAGCUGCACGCAGAGCGUCUCAAACUGGAGAUCUGCUGUUCAGCCUGGAGAGUGUUGUUUACAAGGAGCCUCCCAACGUCUCCAAAGGAAGUAAAAAACACAAAAAGCCCAAAAAAGGUUUGAAGAAGCUGAAACGCCACGACCACAAAGCAGAGAAGCCAGCGGAGGAGAAGAAGGACACGUUUGUGGAGAAACUGGCGACUCAGGUGAUCAAAAACCUGCAGGUGAAGAUCAGCAGCAUCCACCUGCGCUACGAGGACGACCUUUUAGACCCACAGCGCCCCCUAUCUAUUGGAGUCACACUGUCAGAGCUCAGUCUGCAGACCACUGAUGAGAACUGGAAGUCGUGCAUCUUGAACGAAGCAGCGAAGAUCAUCUAUAAGCUGGGGCGUCUGGAGUGCCUCUGUGCCUACUGGAACGUCAACAGUCCCAUCUUCUAUAAAGGAUCGUGGGAAAACAUCGUGGAUCAGCUGAAGUCUGGGAUCAGUAGCAAAGAUCAGGAGCUUCCUCACUAUCAGUACAUCUUCAAGCCGAUCUUCGCCUCGGCCAGAAUGUGCAUCAACCCGUCGGCUGAUCUGGAGCUCAAGAGUCCCAAAGCUAAGCUUCACCUGGAGGUCCAGAACAUCGGCAUAGAGAUCACCAAACCACAGUACCUGAGCUUGGUGGAGCUGCUGGAGGCGGUGGAUUGUAUGGUGAAGAACGCCCCCUACAGGAAGUUCAGGCCGGACUCCCCCGUCCACCGCAACGCCAAACUCUGGUGGAGGUACGGCUAUAACAGCGUCCUGGAGGUGCAGGUCCGGCGCUCCAGCCAGAUGUGGUGCUGGUCCAACAUCAGGCGUCACCGAGAGAACCUGAAGGCCUACAGGACGGCCUACAGGGACAAACUGCUGAGUCACAACAAGCCCAGCCCCGACACGGAGAAACACAUCCAGGAUCUGGAGAAAGUUCUGGACGUCUUCAACAUCACUCUGACCCGCCAGCAGGCCCAGAUGGAGGUGAUCCGGUCGGGACAGAAGUUGGUAAAGAAGAAGGCAGCGGUGCAGAAACAGGGAGGAGGAGGAUUCUUCAGCGGCUUCUUUGGUAAAAAGACCAAGAAGGAGGAGCAGGAGCCAGAGGAGAACCAGGAGACGGAGAGUUCGGGGUUGGAUGAUCUGAUGACGGCCGCGGAGAAAGAGAAACUCUACACGGCCAUCGGCUACAGCGGCAGCUCACACAACCUCACUCUGCCCAAACAGUAUGUGGCUGUCGUGGUUACCUUUCAGCUGUUCAGGACUUCGGUAACGGUCAGAGAGCAGCAGGACGUCCCGGAGAUCCUGAAGAUCCAGAUGAUCGACCUGAGCACCAAAAUCUCUCAGAGACCGGGAGCACAGGCCGUAAGGGUGGAGCUGGCCUUGGAGCACUGGCUGGUUACCGGGUUACAGCAGCAGGGGGCGGUCCCGACGCUCAUCGCCUCUCUGGGAGACUCUUCUUCUUCUCUGCUCAGCGUGGUGUUUGAGGUCAACCCCGAGGAGAGCGCCGCUGACCAGCUGCUCCGAGUCCACUCGCAGCCCGUUGAGAUCGCCUACGACGCCCUGACGGUGAACAGCAUGGCCGACUUCUUCCAGACGGGGAAAGGUUUGGAUCUGGAGGUCCUGACCUCGGCCACGCUCUCCAAACUGGAGGAGUUCAAAGAGAAGACUGCCACAGGUCUGUCUCACAUCAUUGAGACCAGGAAGGUUUUGGACCUGAGGAUCGAUCUGAAGCCGUCCUACCUGCUCAUCCCAAAGUCUGGUUUCUAUAGCAACACGUCGGACCUCAUCCUCGUGGACUUCGGCAGCUUACAGUUGAACAGUGUGGAGCAGAGCGGUCCGUCUUCUCCCUCCUCCUCUCUGGAGGAGAUCAUGGAUCGAGCCUACGAGAGAUACAACGUGGAGCUACGACGAGUCCAGGUGCUCUACAGCAAAUCAGGCGAGGGGUGGAAGUCCGCUCGGCUGCAGGGUUUGUCUGUCCAGCACAUCCUCCAGCCGAUGGACUUCACCGUGCAGCUGGCUAAAUGUAUGGUGGAGAAGGACGCCCGCAUGCCCAGGUUCAAGGUGUCAGGGGAGCUGCCGCUGCUCUACGUUAAGAUCUCGGACCAGAAGAUCCACAGCGUUCUAGAGCUGGUCGACAGCAUCCCACUGCCCAACAUGGGCUCCCCCCCCUCCACCCCCACAGACAAGGUGCGAUCAUUUCCAGGAGCCAGACCCCGCCCCCUCAGCCUUAGCCCCGCCCCCUUCCUCGACACCAUGGAAACAGAUUCAGAAGAAGACGUCAGUGAGAAGUCUCCAGAUGAGGAUCAGCAUCGCUCGGCGCUCGAGGAACUCACCAACCUUCACUUCAAGUUCGAGGUCAAAGAGGUGCUGCUGGAGCUGACCCGGCAGGCUGACCUGGAGAAGACUGUUCUGUCUCUCAGCGUCUGUCAGCUGGGAGCUGAAGGGAAGAGGCGGAGCUUCGACCUGAGCGUCGCCGCGUACCUGCGCAGAGUCACGCUCGACUACUGCGACGUCCCAGAUGGGAAGAAUCUGCACCUGAUGAGCUGCUCGGAGCAGCAGUGCUCCGACCUGCUGAAGGUGGACUUCAUCAAGGCUGACCCCAGUGGACCGAGCUUCCAGACUAUGUUCAACAACACGGAGCAAACUCUGAAGGUGGAGUUUUCCUCUCUGGACUUCCUCCUUCACACUAAAGCUCUGCUGUCGACCAUCAGCUACCUGAGCGGUGCCGUGCCGCCACAGCUCGCCGCUGCUGGCGACCGAGACAGCAGACGACAGGUGGAGAAGGCCAGGCCGGGCCAGACAGUGUCUAAAGGAGCCAAAGAUGGCGGCGUGGUCAGCUUCAAGAUGUUCGCCGUGUUGGGCUGUUUCCACGUGGAGGUUUGUGACGAUUGCUGCAGCAUCGCCGACAUCAGAGUCCAAGGGAUUGACGCGUCGGUGUUGGUGCAGGCCAAAGAGACGGAGGUGUUCGCUCGCCUCCGAGACAUCGUGGUCACAGACGUCCACCCCAAAACCGUCCACAGAAAGGCGGUGUCCAUCGUGGGCGAGGAGGUGUUCAGCUUCAAACUCUCGUUGUUUCCGGGGGCGACGCUGGGCAACGGUUACAGCGACACGUCCAGGACGGACGGGAAGCUGACACUGCGUCUGGGAUGCAUCCAGAUCGUCUACCUGCACAAGUUCCUCAUGUCACUGCUGGCUUCUUUUAGCUUUCAGUCUGCUGAUGAGAUGUUCGUGGAUAACUUCCAGACCGCUAAAGAAGCUCUGAGCGCGGCCACGGCUCAGGCGGCCGAGAAGGCGGCGUCCAGCGUGCGUGGUUUCGCACAGAAGAGUUUCCGUCUGUCCAUGGACAUCAGGCUGAAAGCUCCGCUCAUCAUCAUCCCCCAGUCCUCCAGCUCCCAGAAUGCACUUGUGAUGGACUUGGGUCUGAUCACGGUGGGGAACAGCUUCUCUCUGCUGCCGGCUGAAGGCUUCUCUCUGCCCGCCGUGGUGGACAAGAUGAACGUCAAGCUGACUCAGCUCAAACUCUCCAGGACCACGUUGACUCCGCGGGACUCCUCCCACCUCGACAUCGAGAUCCUGCAGCCUAUCAACUUGGAGCUUUCCGUCACCAGGAACCUGUCUACUUCCUGGUUCACCAGGAUCCCCGGAGUCCAGGUCCAGGGAGAGCUGCGCUCCCUUAAUAUAAGUCUGGGCGAGGAAGACCUUACGGUACUGAUGAAGAUCCUGGUGGAGAACAUCGGGGAGGGAAGCAGAGAGCUCAGCAGGGACGUCACCAAACACACCGCUCAAGAGAAGCAGCAGGUGGAGGUGUUUCCUGGUCGAGAGUCGUCCUCCACUAACGGAGCUCAGACUGAAAACACCGUUAACGUUCUGCUCCACUUUGAAAUCAAAGAGGUGUUGCUGACCCUGAAGAAGCCCAGAGAGCAGAGCGAGUUUCCGUUCCUCGUCUUUCAGGCGGCUCACCUCGGCAUCAACACGGAAGUGAAGGAGUACGACACGACGGCCACCACGUUCAUCGACCAGAUCACCUUGAAGUGUCUGGAGUUCAAAGACUCGAGUGGCGAGCCGCUGUGUCUCAUCAGCUCGUCUGUGGAGUCCGGAGCUGAACUGCUCAAAGUGCAGUACUUCAAGGCCGACCGCUCGGCGCCAGACUUCUCCUCCGCUUACAACAACACGGAGCAGAUGAUCAACGUGAUGUUUACGUCUCUGGACCUUCUGCUCCACACCGAGGCUCUGCUGUCAGCUAUUAACUUCCUGUCGGCAGCGUUGGCGUCUCCGGAGAGAGACAUCAGACCCAAGACAGAGGACAGGACGGUGUCGGCCAGGUCCACCGCCGUGACAUCACCUGCUACGAGUGACGUCAUCGACCUGAAGGUGAUGAUGUCACUGGGAGCCUUCAACGUGCUGGUGUGUGACCAGAGCUGCAACAUGGCUGACAUCAAGAUCCAAGGGUUCCAUGGCUCUCUGCUGAUGCAGGGACCCCAGACUCACAUCUCCGCCCGCCUCAGAGACUUCAUCGUUCUCAACGUCGAUCCCAAAAGCAUCCACAAGAAGGCGAUCUCCAUCGUGGGUGACGAGGUGUUCAACUUCUCCAUGAGUUUGACUCCCAGCGCCACAGACGGCGCCGGCUACGCCGACAUGUCUAAAACUGACGGCAGAGUGAAGCUGAACGUGGGCUGCAUCCAGGUGGUCUACCUGCACAAGUUCAUCAUGGCUCUGCUGAACUUUACCAACAACUUCCAGACCGCUAAAGAAGCUCUGAGCGCGGCCACGGCUCAGGCGGCCGAGAAGGCGGCGUCCAGCGUGCGUGACUUCGCCCAGAAGAGUUUCCGUCUGUCCAUGGACAUCAGGCUGAAAGCUCCGCUCAUCAUCAUCCCCCAGUCCUCCAGCUCCCAGAAUGCACUUGUGAUGGACCUGGGUCUGAUCACGGUGGGGAACAGCUUCUCUCUGCUGACCGUCGACGGGUGCCCGCUGCCGGCCGUCAUCGACAACAUGGACGUCCAGCUGACGCAGCUCAAACUCUCCAGGACCUGUCUGGACUCGAGCUCGGAGCGAGCCGGCACCGAGCUGCUGGAGCCGGUCAACCUGCAGCUGAAGGUCCAGAGGAACCUGGCAGCUUCCUGGUACAAAAAGAUGGUCGCCAUGGAGAUCAACGGGGAUCUGAAGCCCAUGAAGGUGGAGCUGAGUCAGGACGACCUGGCUGUGCUGCUGAGGAUCCUGAUGGAGAAUCUGGGCGAGGCCGGCGGUCUGGACCUCCCCGCCCCGAGACAGGACUCUGCUCUGCAGCUCCGAGUGGCCAGAGCCCCCCCCACAGGCGAUAGUGGGAAACCCACUGUGAGCAGUGAUGAAGACGAGGAGGAAGCUCUGGUGACGAUGCAGUUUAACUUCAACAUCAAGUCUCUGGCUCUGGUUCUGUACAGCAACGAUCCCAAACAGGUCCGUCCUGUUCUGCAGGUUUCUCUUGCAGAUCUCCAGCACCAGCAGAACCUCCGUCUGGGAGAGUUGGCGCUCCAUCAGUUGAAGACUUCGGGGAAGAUCCUGACGGACGGCAGUGUGGAGGUAGCCACCGUCCUCAGCGGCUGCACACUGGACGACCUGAGGACCGGCAUGGAGCGGGUCACCUCACGGAUGGUGGGUCGGCGAGACGAGGAAUCCCCCGAGGCGAUGAUCGACGUGACGUACCGUCAGAGUGCUGCAGAGCGGGAGGUGGUGGCCGUCCUGCAGAAACUCUACCUGUGUGCCAGCGUGGAGUUCCUGAUGGCCGUGGCAGACUUCUUCCUGCAGGCUCUGCCGCAGAGUCCGACCGCCACUGCCGGCUCGGCAGCAAGCGACAGACUGCCGCUGAGACAGACCGCCGAGCCUCGAGCUGACGCCAAGCCCGGAGCGUCUGUGGUGCGGACCCGUCUGCGGGCGGUGGUUUUGGACCCGGAGGUUGUGUUCGUGGCGAGCCUGAUGAAGGCCGACGCCCCCGCGCUCACAGCUUCCUUCCAGUGUGACGUCUCGCUGCAGAACGAGCCGGACGGCAGCCAGAACAUGAGAGCCAACCUCAGGGAGUUAAAGGUCCUUGCCUGCCGCUUCAUUCGGAACAAGGAGGACGAUGCUUUCACCACCGUGUUGAGACCCUGCUCGGUCACCAUGGAGACCAAAACCCACCCCAACCAACCACUGAGCGGCUGUGUGAUGGUAGAGGAAGUCAUUGUCAAGAUCUCUCCGUUCAUCCUCAACACCGUGAUGACGAUAACGGCCGCUAUGACGGCAAAGCAGCGAGACGAGCAGAGUAAGGAGCCGAAGACAGACGUCAGCAACCUCUGGUCCGUCAUGAACAUCUACGGCUGCAACUAUUGGUUCCUGGGAGUGGACCUGGCCGCCGAGGUCACCGAGAGCUUCAGAGAGCCGGACGGGCGCAGCGAGGGCGAGAGAUUCACCGCUGAAGUCAAGGUGGUCCAGGUGACUCUGGAGUCCGGUUUGGGUCACCGGACCGUCCCACUGCUGCUUGCCGAGUCCGCCUUCAAAGGAUCGGCCAAAAACUGGUCGUCUCUGCUGCAGCUCAGAGCCGACAUGUCGCUGGAGGUGAACUACUUUAACGAGAUCCAUGCGGUGUGGGAGCCGCUGCUCGAACGGGUCGAUGCCGGCAAACGCAGAUGGAACCUGGAGCUUGAGAUGAAGAACAACCCGGUCAUGGACAGAAGUCCCGUUCACGGAGACGACUUUGUGAUUCUGCCUGAACCUUGCACGGCCGUCAGCAUCUGCUCCAAAGACACCAUGAACAUCACCGUGUCCCAGUGCAGCCUCAGCGUCCUGCACAACCUUGCCAAGGCGUUCUCCGAGGGAACAGCCUCCACCUUUGACUCGUCUCUAAAAGAGAAAGCCCCGUUCACCAUCCGGAACUGCCUGGGGAUCCCUGUGACGGUGCAGCUCAGCGCCAACCUGCGGCCGGUGGCUUGUCUGGUGCAGGAAUCGCUCCUCCAGCUACCUGCGGGACAGAGCACAGACCUGCAGCACUCGGCGUACGAACCGGCAUCCCGGGGAAAACUGUCAGCUCUGCAGCGGCAGGAGAGCUGCCUGUUCCACCUCACCAUCGUUCCCUCUGGCUACAGCGAGAUCUCCAACAUGGCCGUGGACAAACCAGGUCGUCUUCUCUACAACGUCCGCAGUCCUCUGCUGCAGGAUGCUGUUUCUGUCCUGCUGCAGAUAGACGCCGCAGAGGGAAACAAAGUCAUCACCGUCCGCUCGCCGCUGCAGAUCAAGAAUCACUUCUCGGUACCGUUCACCGUGCUGAAGUACUGUCCCGUGUCCCGGAGUCUGCAGAGCGUGGGACAGGCCGAGCCGGAAACCGAGUUCCACAUCGCCUUGGAAACAUACAGAUGCCAGCUGUUUGUGCGUCCGGCCGGCCAUCUGGAUGGGCAAUAUGGCGCCUCGUCGUCCUGCGUGGCGUGGAAGGAGCAGGUGCACCGCAGCUCGGAGGUGCGUUCGCUGCUGCAGUGUCCAGCGAGCAUCGGCGGCCUGCUGCCGCUGACAGUCAGCACGCUGGCCGUCCCCGACAACCUGCGACACAUCGCCAGCCGCGGCGAGGAGGACUGGGACCCCGCUUACAUCAUCCACCUGCACCCUGUGGCCACGCUGAGAAACCUGCUGCCCUACGCCGUCCGCUACAUGAUGGAGAACUCAGCGGACUCGUACGAUCUUGAGGAAGGCAGCACGUCGGACCUUCUGAACGCUCGCGUCUCUGGCGAGAUCGUGUCACUGGCCCUGAUAAAGUACCAGGGCCGCGACUGGCAGGGACACCUCCGUAUCCAACAGGAAAUGCCAGAGUUCCUGUCUUUGUGUCUGGUCUGUGACUCGGACAGCAGCAUGAUGCUGGACCUGAACGUCCACGUGGUGAAGACGGCAGGCCGCCUGCUGCUGUCGCUCUUCAGCCCGUACUGGAUCAUCAACAAGACGUCCCGCGUGCUGCAGUACCGAGCCGAGGACAUAAGCCUCAAACACCCCGCUGAUUGCCGGGACAUCGUCCUCUUCUCCUUCCGGAAGAAGAACCUCUUCAGCAAGAACAAGCUCCAGCUGUGUGUGUCCACCAGCUCCUGGUCCGAUGGUUUCUCUCUGGACACCGUGGGAAGUUACGGCUGCGUUCGCUGUCCCGCCAACAACAUGGACUUCCUGGUGGGCGUUAGUAUCCAGAUGAGCAGUUUUAACCUGACCAGGAUCGUCACCAUGAGUCCUUUCUACACUCUGGUUAACAAGUCAUCGUACGAGCUGGAGGUGGGAGAAGUCAGCAGCCAGAGCUCCACCAGGUGGCACUACAUCUCCUCUACAGAGUGCCUCCCUCUCUGGCCGGACAACAGUUCUGGGAAGUUGUGUGUACGUGUGGUCGGAUCUGAAUCCUCCUCCAAGACCUUCUUCUUUAACCGGCAGGACAACGGCACGCUGUUGAGCCUCGACAUGUGCGGGGGGAUCAUCGUGGAGGUUAACAUCUCUGAUCUCUCAACCAUCAUCAGCUUCACUGAUUACUACGAAGGAGCAGCUCCGGCCCUGCUGCUUAACCACACGCCCUGGGUCACUAUCAGCUACAGACAGAGUGGCUCGGCGAUGGAUCACCAGCUGAAACCCGGUGAGGCUCGGCGGUUUGCGUGGGACGAUCCGGCCGGCGUCCGGACGCUGAGCUGGAGCUGCAUGGAACAUUCUGGAGAGCUGGACCUGCUGAAGGACGAGGUGGGUCAGUUCUCUUAUGACAGCCUGUCCCAGGUGCACUGGGUGUCCUUCCUGGACGGACGCCAGCGGGUGUUGCUGUUCACGGAGGACGUUGCCGUGGUGACAAAGGCUCGGCAGGCAGAGGAGCUGGAACAGUUCCAACAGGAAGUCAAGGUGUCUCUGCAACACCUGGGACUGUCCCUGGUCAACAACGCCAACCGUCAGGAGAUCGCUUACAUCGGCAUCCCCAGUUCAGGGGUAGUUUGGGAAAUGAAGCCAAAGAACCGCUGGAAGCCGUUCAGUCAGAAGAACAUCAACCUGCUGGAGAAAACCUUCCAGAGUCAGCAGAGCGGGAAGAGUGAGGGAGGCUGGGUCAGACUGGAGACCAAUCUGGAGGUGAACCUGAGCGGCGCCAUCAUGAUGAUGCGUCAGCCCUUUUCCUGUCCGGUGAGGAGGAACUUCCUGUCUGGCAUCCAGGUGGAGUUUAAACAGUCGCCGCACCAGCGCUGCCUGCGGGCCCAGCUGCACUGGCUGCAGGUGGAUAACCAGCUGCCCGGAGCCAUCUUCCCGAUCGUUUUCCAUCCUGUUCCUCCUCCCAAAUCCAUCGCUCUGGACUCAGAGCCGAAGCCGUUCAUCGACGUGUCUGUCAUCACCCGCUUCAACCGGCACAGCAGCGUCAUGCAGUUCAAGUACUUCAUGGCUCUGGUUCAGGAGAUGGCGGUGAAGAUCGAUCAGGGUUUCCUGGCGGCCAUCUUGGCUCUGUUCACCCCGGCUGCUGAUCCACAGACCGACAGACAGAAGUCUGGGCUGCUGGAGAGAGAUCUGCAGCUGCUCCAAACAGAGCUGAUGGAAGCGUCUCUCAGCGACUCGUCAGGACUCAGCUUCUUCCAACAUUUCCACAUCUCUCCCAUCAAGCUCCACCUGAGUCUGUCUCUGGGCUCUGAUGGCGGUGAGGAUUCGGCGGCGGAGACGGCAGCGCUGCAGUCUGUCAACCUGCUGCUGAAGAGCAUCGGCGCCACGCUGACCGACGUCGAUGACCUCAUCUUCAAGCUGGCUUUCUUUGAGGUCAGGUACCAGUUCUACCGCAGAGACAAGCUGAUGUGGGCCGUGGUCCGACACUACUCUGAACAGUUCCUGAAGCAGAUGUAUGUUCUGGUUCUGGGUCUGGACGUCCUGGGAAACCCUUUUGGACUGAUCCGAGGUCUGUCAGAGGGAGUGGAGGCCUUCUUCUACGAACCUUUCCAGGGAGCUGUUCAGGGUCCGGAAGAGUUUGCUGAAGGUUUCGUGAUCGGAGUCCGCAGCCUGCUGGGUCACACUGUCGGCGGCGCUGCCGGCAUGGUGUCCCGGAUCACGGGCUCGGUGGGGAAGGGUCUGGCAGCCAUCACCAUGGACAAAGACUUCCAGCAGAAACGGCGAGAGGAGAUGAACCGGCCGCCCAGAGACUUUGGAGAGAGUCUGGCUAAAGGAGGAAAAGGACUGCUGAAGGGAGUCAUGGGCGGAGUCACCGGCAUCGUCACCAAACCGGUGGAGGGAGCGAUGAAGGAGGGCGCGGCUGGGUUCUUUAAAGGCAUCGGAAAAGGUUUGGUGGGCGUGGUGGCCCGGCCGACGGGCGGCAUCGUGGACAUGGCCAGCAGCACCUUCCAGGGCAUCCAGAGAGGCCAUGAAAGAGCGGCGGAGUCGACAGAGGAAGUGACCAAACUGCGUCCGGUGCGUCUGAUCCGAGAGGACGGGAUCAUCCGACCGUACGACCUGAGCGAGUCGCAGGGCUUCGACCUCUUCCAGAGGUCAGAGAUCAAACAGCUGGAAGGAGAAGUGUUCAGAGAUCUCUGUCCGUAUCCAGGACACCGAAAGACCAACAUCAUCAUCACCAACAGGAGGGUUAUGUGUGUGAAGGAGAUCGACUUCGUCGGCCAUUUUAGCAGAGAGUGGGAGUGUUUGUUUGAGAACUUCUACCGACCUCCGGCAGUGGUGGGAACGGACCUGCUGAUCUACUGCAAGCAGCAGAAGUUGAAGUUGCCAAAGAGAGAUGGCCAGGAGCCGGUGAGGAACGUUCAGCUCAGAGACCCAAACACUGCUCAGAAGCUGCAGGCAACCAUCUCCGACGCUCGGAUGGCGCAGCAGCAGCACCACAUGGCGAGGCAGAAGUCCCAGCGCUUCCUCAAACCAAACAACAAACAGUGAGGUCACUUCCUGCCCAGGAAUGAUCGACUCUGUCGCACUGCUGCUUUAAGAAACAUAACCCUGUAGAGACGUAGCUUAAAACAUAAAUAUAUCAUCCAUAGAGAGGUCCACCAUGGGACUUUAUUUCAGUAAAAAUGUGUCCGUAUUACACACUUACUGACACUUUCUUCACUUGAUAAAUUAUCUUUUAACUGACAACCAUCAGAUGUGUAAUUCAUGGCUCAAUUCUAACAGGAUCUAAACAUUAUUAGUUUCUCCCCGUUCACUACCGGAUACUUUUUACUGAAAUAAAGUCCCAUGGUGGACACAGGAAGGGGCGGGACUUACACACAGGAAGGGGCGGGACUUCCCCUAUCUGUAAUCUCAGGCGCACUGUCCAAAGAGCUGAGGGUUUGAUUCCCAGCAGACUCUUAUUUUGAAUGAUGCUGUGAGGCAUUCUGGGUUAAAACCCUUCAACAAAUGAAGUCAUGUGAUUGUUAUUGAAUUAUUUUUUACAAGAAACAAACGACUUCAUGUCGCUAAAGAAUGAAACAUUCAGUCAUCCUGAUUAUUAUGAUUUAACACUCAUGGAUAUAAAUGUGCUGACCAGUUCAUUUUUAAUUUGAUUUAUUUGAAGUCCCCUCAGUUUGGGGUUCUUCUGUUUGUCUGUCGCACUGUCAACAUGUCGCACUGUCAACAUGUCGCACUAUCAACAUGUUCACUGUCAACAUGUUGCACUAUAAACAUGUUCACUGUCAACAUGUUCACUGUCAACAUGUUGCACUGUCAACAUGUUCACUGUCAACAUGUUCACUGUCAACAUGUUGCAC